Molecule: messenger RNA, 2242 nt
Organism: Dermochelys coriacea (leatherback sea turtle)
Lineage: Eukaryota; Metazoa; Chordata; Testudines; Dermochelyidae
Gene: PPDPFL
Product: pancreatic progenitor cell differentiation and proliferation factor like
Exons: 5
Coding region: 173-568 (131 amino acids)
Biological process (GO): multicellular organism development; cell differentiation
Source: RefSeq, a predicted model, not a curated record
CGCCUGGCCCGGGCCGGGGUUCAGUGAGGUCACCGGGUCAGGGGAGGCGCCCCGCCGCUAGGGUUUCAGUCGCGCGCGCCGCGGCUCCUCUAUAUACAGCCGCCUCGCGCUCCGCCACUCAGCGCGCGCGGAGCUCGAGGGGCGGUUGCUACAGGGGAGGGCUCGCGUGUGCAUGCAGAGAGCCCCGGCCCGGUUGCUGGCUGGGCGGGGGCGCUGCAGAGGGGGAGGCCUGUCUGGGAGCGUGGGCCAUCCAGAUUGUUCUGUGCCAGUCUGCUUGACUUUUGCCCCAGUCCAUGCCUUUACUAUGACAUCUGUGCCUUCAGCUGGCUGCCUCCUGGCCAAGAAUCAGUACUACAGAACUCGAUUCAAUUCUGAAUCCAGUGUUUCAUCAGGUAGUUCAUCCUUCUGUUCUGAUCCUGUGAACUUCUCAGACCAGGAAAAAGCCCAUCAUGGGUUACCUGAAUUAUUUGAUAAAUGCUGGUGGAUAAAAAACUUUUUCCACUCUGAAACAUCUGCAUCUUCAAAUGUGAAUGGAAAAACGUUAUCGACCAGCAGUGUUGCAAGUUGACUUUAUCUGCAGUAGUGAUGCGUAUAUAGACUACUCCUUUCUCUAAAGCUCAGGGUCUUUCAGAUGGCUGCAUUCAGCUGUGUGAAGAAAAUAUGCUGCUUGGAACUUCACUUCCACGCAAGAAACUAGAAUUUCACAAAGAUUUGUCAGUAGCUUAAAUGGUUUUGCUUAAGGUAGGCAUAGUUUCUACAUACGCUGUCCGCUAUGGAGUUGUUAACAUUUGAGAAAUGCAUUUUAAUAUUUUAAAUGGAUUUAAUAUCCUAAUGACUAACUCGUGUCACUAGAAGAAAUGACAGUAAAAAGUAAGAUCAGCAUAAAGUGGCCAGUGACUAUCUAGGUUUUAUUUCUGUAAGUUGAAAAGCUUCUGUGGACUGUCCAUAUUAAAAUUUUUCAAUGGUGCUGUGAAUUAAAACAGACAAGUUUGUGUUUAAAAUGUCUAUUCAGUAAGUAGUAUUUUUCCAUAAGUUUUUACAUUUUACUAUAUCAACUAUGCUGACAUCAAAUGGAUAUAAACUAGUUUCAGAUGAACAGAUUCCUGUUAUAUAAUGGAUCUGGCACAUCUUUCCCAAGUGCCCAGUAUAGCAGUUGCAUACUGUUAAGAAGGAAGUUUACAGAACAGUUAAUAGCUUUAAUUCUGGAAAAUCCUAUUAAACAACAAUCAUAAGCUUUGUCCCCUUGUUAUGGCUGAAUAUGGUUUCUGACCUUAAAUACAGGUGUGUAAUUCUCAUUCACAUGCAUGCACCUAAGUAUUUGAGGGCAGAACGUGAGGACUUGGUAAAUAGUCUGACUUUCGUGGAUUUUGACCUUUUGAUUUGUAGCCAUACUUCACUUUUUUUAUGCUACUCUUACCUGUUCUACUGUUGGUUAAAGAGCCUCUUGAUUUGUAUUAAGUGCUCUCUAUAAACUAACCUUAUUGGUUGUGAAUUCUUUGACAGUUCCAACUCCUUUAAAUCACAAUUCUGGUAUACACAAUCAUUUCUGUCAUCAUUAAAUAUAUUUUUACACUAAUUUAUGGUUUCCCUUCUUAACAUAUCCCAAGCUGCUUAAACUAAUUAUUAAUAUAAUCACUUAACUCAGUGAUGAAUUGAAGCCCUCUCUGGUGUGAAGUAUGGUAGUUUAACAUUGCACAGUUCUACAACAGCAGUUAUGUUUUGUGAGGCGGAUGAGCAAAAUUGCUUAGGUGCAGGGGGUAUUGCAAAUAUUUGUCAUGAGCAUUUCAUAUGCAUAAGUUUCAAGACUAUUUCUGUAUGCAACUUUAUGAUGCAUCAGGUCUGUUCAGCUCACUCACUGAAUUUAUCUGGUACAUUUUUAAGCAUUUCAGGUAUUAAGUAACAAUGUAUUCUUUUAAAGUAAACAUGUAAACUUUAUCAUGACAUACAGAUAGUGCUAUAGAUGUCCAUGGCACUUGAGAAAAUAAUGAAGUAGUCCCAUCCCCAGAAAGUUUAUAAUAUAGCUUGAGACAGUAUACACAGGGUAGGUGAGAACAAGGAUGAAGACAACUGUUCGAAGAAAUAGUGUGUUGGAACUCUAUUGCAUGAAAUAUAAAAAAAAGCAAUUUAUCAAUUGUUUAAAAUUAUUGAAUCUUUUGAUCUUAGAAUUAUUUUUAAAUGUAUGUUAUAAGCUACUCUAUUUUUAUACUAAAAUUUUAUAUUAAUAAAGUUUAAUUAUGAGGUC